CGCGUGUUCCAGCCCUGUUUUUUUUUUCGGUAGGUGGCGGCUGGCCCCGCCCGCCGCUGCACCGCCAACCGAUUUAGCCGCCCUCGGCUGCCGCGUUUGCUCAGUGUUUGCGAAGCAGUGGUCGCUAUCCGUUCGCUCUCGUGAAACUUACCGUUAUUUGCCAUGGCAUCUUCAUCAAUGUCCGCUUUGCUUGCUACCAAAGCUCUUACCGACCGUGUGGCGGUUAUUUCCGCCUCUACUAAGGGUAUCGGCUUCGCAAUUGCCAAACGUCUCGGAGCCGAUGGCGCCUCUGUGGUUGUUAGCAGCAGAAAACCAAGUAAUGUAGAGGAAGCAGUUCGAGCUUUACGAGUGGAAGGCAUUGAAGCUACUGGAAUUGCUGCUCAUGUUGGAAUAAAAGAAGAUCGCAAGAAGCUGAUAAACUUUGCCAUAGAUCAAUUUGGUAAACUUGACAUCCUGGUGUCAAAUGCAGCAGCAAAUCCACACUUUGGUGAUCUCAUGAGCAUAUCCGAUUCCCAAUGGGAUAAACUUCUCACAAUCAAUGUACGAUCAGCUCUCCAGCUGACCCAAGAAGCUCUCCCUCACCUCGAAGCUAGCGGCCACGGCAAUGUUGUUUUCGUGUCCUCUGUUGCCGGAUACGCUUCAAUGGAUGGACUUGGAGCUUACUCAGUGAUGAAAAGUACUCUCAUUGGUCUAAACAAAGCCCUCAGCCAAUCCCUCGCCCGAAGGAACAUCCGAGUGAACGCCAUUGCACCAGGCAUUAUUCGAACGGACUUCAGUCGAGCUUUGUAUGCAAAUGAAGUUGAUCAUGAAAACUGGCUACGGUCCAUUCCACUGAAUCGAUUGGGAGAUGCUGAAGAAUGUGCGGACGCCGUUGCUUUCUUGGUAUCCGACGAGGCUAGUUACAUCUCCGGAGAGACGAUAGGCGUAAAUGGAGGAAUGCAUGCUCAUAUGUAUGUAUAUAUGUGUAGUGUAACAUAUUACGGUCAUUCAGAGUCUCUCUUACGUGUAUGAUUGUUACCUGCUCCGCUUAUGCAUUAAAUACAAGUACGUGUGACUGCUGAUGACAUAUUGUUAUUUGUUGCAUGUACCAUAAGCUGUCCAUGUACUAAUGCUCUUACUCUAUUGAUAUUUGUCGUCCAUUUUUGUCGGUCGAAAUGGAGUAUCAACUUUUGUGCAUAAAUGUGUGCUACAAAUAUGAAAU
Cylicocyclus nassatus is the source of this 1201-nucleotide messenger RNA. The record is from the annotation of a GenBank genome assembly. Lineage: Eukaryota; Metazoa; Nematoda; Chromadorea; Rhabditida; Strongylidae.